AUGUAUUCGCUGCGUGACAUUUUAAGCGGUUAUGUGAAGAAAGAGCGGAACGCGGAGGGAUCACCUUGCAACGAACAAAGUAGCAAAACAUUGUUCUCCAAAGAAACCUUUGAGUGUUCCAUGGAAAAUGGAAACCCUGUGUCUUCUCGUGCGUCUGACCUUGAACUUGGUCACCAAACUGAUUCGUUACCAGACACCUUCGAAUGCUCCAAAGAAAGUGGAAACCCUGCGCCUUUCCGUGCACGUGAUUGUGGGCUUGAUCACCAAGCUGGUUCAUCACCACUUACAUCAACACAUCUGGUAUCUUUGCGAGAGAGAAUAAGCCCAGAGGAAGACUAUUCUAAUAUUCGAAAACGCAAUGUUCAAGGAAUAUUGCCUGACAGAAAAAGGUUCAAGGACGAUUUAGUACGCCGAAACAGAGAGACAAUGACUUCAACUAGUUGUAGUACGGCAACUUUAAUGGCACUUAAAUCAGCUUAUCCAGUACCCUUUUCCGGAGAAGAGAGCACUCAAGAAUAUACCUAUGAUCAAAUGAGCAACAUGAUGUCCAGUUACCAGAAAAAUUCGCCACCUUUUAAAUCAGCUAUUAAGCCACUUCCUUCACGAGGCAAUUCUUACGCCAAAGAAGACGAGUCACGGAUUCAAUUGAGCCAAGUUUAUAAGAAUCCGUACAACGCAAAAGCUGUGAAGGCUUUUAUUGAUGCUCUAACCAAAAAACAAUGUCAAUUUUCAUUUAAACAAGGAAGUGACCAAACUUCUGGGCACAGCAAACACCAGGAAAUGUUAUCUGAAGAGCAGCCAAUUAAACAGAAUAGGAAAACGUUGUUCACAAAUGGAUCAGGCAUUUUAAAAAGGAACCAGUUCACUAAAUUAACCGCACCAAAAAGGGAUUUGUCGAGGUCCCACCCGACCCGCGAGACAAGUAAUUUUCAGAGUACAAUGUUACCGAGGAGAGAUCAAUUUCCAGACAUGGGUGCUACAAGCAAAAAUGGGUCAGUCUACCGACAUGAAACCGAGAAUUAUUCCUUUCACAAUAGCUCCCUUGAAAUUAUUCCAUGUUAUCAUGUUUACAAUAUAAGGCCCUCUACGCCAAAUUCUCAUUUCACAGUCACACCACAACACUUCCGUGUCAUGGAGGAAAUCGCCCAACAGGACGACCUUGCGAAUAAAAUCGGAGUAUGCAAGCCUGAAAUAUCUUUCCUCAAUGAGAAAGGAAAGCAAUGUUCGCAGAAAUUUAUCUCCGGGAUAUCAAAAAACCUCACAAGAGGCGGCGCCAGUAGUUGUCAGUCGUACCGUCAGGAGCAGCCACGCGCCCACCCUGCACCGUCUGCAGAAAACCAACGCCCCUCAGUGAUCAUGGUUCCCGCAAGCUGGAGUAAUAUAUCUUCCAGAGAAUCCCAUGUCCCACUGAAGGUAAUUAAUUCUAAAAUAUAACUUGGCAGUUUAAAGUUGUCAUAAGAAAGAGCUUAAAGAGUUCUUUUGAGCCUGAAGAUUAAAGUGAAGCCCCACUCCUAUUUUCACGGUUAGAAUAGCCACGAAUUCUGCCUGCGCGCCAUACUGGUAUCCUCGUAGCACCCCAGGGAAUUACAGACAAUCGAGUGGAAGUCUCAGGGGAGUCCUUCUUUCUAUUUAAGCCAUCUUUCCCGCGAUUUCAGUCUCUUUUGCCAAGUAAGGCCUUUCUUAGCCGGGUUAUAAUUUUGGUUUUACCUCGGUCUAGCUAUUAUUUUCCUUGGCUCUAUUGUGUUGACUUCUCAGUGGCUUCUUUGUAUUCAUUGUUUUACGUCACUCGUGAGUUUCACAGGCUUUUACACCGUGGAUGAGCCAUAAUUUUUUACCUUCCCACCUCCCCUUCGGCGACGCGGUGUACCCCCCUCUCCAUUCUCUGUCUUACUAACCCUCUGCCUUUGCAAAAUCUCGCUUCCCUUAACUUAUUUUGCGAACGCAGAAAGUGGUUGUUCUGGUAUACUAGAUUCCCCUCUUAGUGGACCAAGAUUCAUUUCUCUUCUUGUUAUUUUGUUCUACUUACACGGUCUGCAAGCAGUUCCUUUUUUUCAUUGUUGAUUUGCAUUCUUGCACUGUUGAAUAGCUGUGCAAGAAUGUUUUUUACCUGUAAUUUUAAAUAAAAACGUUAAACUGUUUUUAUCUUAUUUUUCCAGAGAGUUUGACUCACUUUACGGUAUCAAUAAUUGAAAAGAAAAUUCCCUUCCAGCCCUUCUUCUCAUCCCCAUAAAGGAUACAUAAGCCUUAUAUUAUGUCUUAUUUAUUUGUAAUUACACUAUUUAUUUCGCUUGAAAAAUCUUCAUAUUUGAGUCUUGAAACCUGUCGUAGUAACAACUAAAUACGUGCACGCAUUUUUUUUGACAAUCAUUCAGUUAACUUACAGAAAUGUUAGUCAGUUGCAGUGUUGUUCAAAAAAUAUAAAUGGGAGACAAACCUUCCUGCUAUGUUUAUUUUUAUUGAAAGCUCUCUCCCUUUUCCAGGUAGAUGCAUCCUUUACUGAGCGGUCAGAUGGGCAGAAGGUAAGUGCUCAAGCGGAGUUUUAUCGUUUGUUUGUUCAGUUUAUUUGAGAAAGGAUUCAUUAACUUUGGGGCCGCCUAAAACGUAGCCUGAGAAAACAGCCUACAUUUCGCCUCGCGACCACUGGUUUCCCGCCGAAAUGACAUCGGAGGAACGAGUGCAGAAAUUCCAUAAAAUUCCAUACUGAUGACGUAUCACUACCCAGUACUUUCGAUUCGUCCUGGCUUCAACCAAUCAGAGUCACUACCCAGAUUUGUUUAGUGGCACGUCCGCAGUACGGCCUUUCUGAAGUCGUUCCUCAGACGUCAUUUCGCGGGGAAAGCAGUCACAGUGGCGUCAGCUGUAAAUCAUAACAAACAAUUUUUAUCAUAUUUAGAUAGUCUUCUCACAAAGCAGUGCCUUUUUCACAGGAUAACGUGGUCGAUUUAGAUUCAUCUGACGAUGAUGAUGGAGAAAAAGAAAAAUACUUCCAAGUGAACAUGGAUGGCAAAACUGCAACUUUUAAGUUGACUAAAGAAGACUGGAACAGAAUUCCAAUAAGUACUUUUCCAAGCGGUGGUCGACUGCUCUCAGGGGACUGGCGAAAAAUUUUCGUCAACAAAGUUAAAGAGAGCAACCCAUGGUGCAGUCUGCGCUUCAAAAAUAAUCACGUGAGAUCAGAAAACUCGCGCAAGAUCUACUCAGCGGUCUUUUUCAGAGGGGCCGCAGAAUGCAAGCGACCAGAGUGCAAUGUGAAAGUGCGAUUUGUUAUCCAGAAAGAGAAAGGAAAAUAUGUG
This is a messenger RNA of Porites evermanni, 3293 nucleotides long. NCBI's taxonomy places the organism in Eukaryota, Metazoa, Cnidaria, Anthozoa, Scleractinia, Poritidae. The record is from the annotation of a GenBank genome assembly.